AUGAGUGAACAACCUAAACAAAACUCAAGAAGAAGAUAUUAUAAUAGAAACAGAAACCAGAAAAAAAAACAAGAAGAAACAAAUGAAAAUAAACCAAAUAAACCAACUACCAAAUCAUCAAAACCAUCAAAAUCAAAUAAACCUAAAAUACAACAAUCAACUUCAAUAACAACAUCUAUAAAACAACAAAAAUUACCAUUAGAAGAAUCAAGAUCAAAUGAAAUCAAAAACCUAAUAUAUAAAUUAACUCAAACACAGAAUAUAUCAUUAAUUAAUUCAAAUUCAAAACAAAAAUCAUUUAGAAUUAAUAUUGAAUCAGAUUCAUAUAAAUUUAUAAUACCAUUUGCUAAAAAUCAAUCUGUAUCAUUAAAUUCUAUAAGUGAAGAAUUAAAUUAUAAUAAAUUAGUAUUGAAAAAUUUUAAUAAUAAAACUAAAAAAAAUGAUCAAACUUUAUUAUUUUAUAUAAAUUAUUUGAUUAAUAAUUAUGAAAAUUUGAAGAAAGAAUCAAAUGAUUAUAAAUUUUAUGAGAUUAACAAAUUGAUAUAA
Messenger RNA from Hansenula ciferrii, 546 nucleotides. It is a transcript of the gene SMU2, whose product is annotated as Smu2p. The transcript has a single exon. The coding region runs from base 1 to 546 and encodes 181 amino acids. The record is from RefSeq and is a predicted model, not a curated record. NCBI's taxonomy places the organism in Eukaryota, Fungi, Ascomycota, Saccharomycetes, Phaffomycetales, Wickerhamomycetaceae.